Messenger RNA from Caenorhabditis bovis, 1980 nucleotides. The record is from the annotation of a GenBank genome assembly. Lineage: Eukaryota; Metazoa; Nematoda; Chromadorea; Rhabditida; Rhabditidae.
AUGGCGUGCAUCACAUCGUCUGAACCGACUCAAAGGUCGUCGAGUGCCAUUCCUUUCAAGAGGGAGAGACGUCGCUCGAAAGCCCGUCGAUGUUGGUUUGGUUGUAUUUGGUUUUCACGGGUUUCGCUUUUGGGGAGCUCAUCAUCAUCAUCUAGUCCGGAACCGGAAGAGCACAUGACUGUGAUGGAUAGAAUUACAAAUAUGCUCAACGAGAAGCCCAUCAAAAUGGGGAAUAUGCUCAAAGUGGCCAAAUUUACGAACAACUCGACUAUUGACGAGAAAUUAACAAUGUUUAAUUGCGGUAUUCUUCAUUCAAUUCUCGACUUGAUUGCUGAAAUGGCGACGACUGAAGUUAGCGUGAUCAUUACUGGACAUGGGGGGAAACGCGAAGGAAAAAGGCGUCAUCGUCGAAACUCGUCGACUUCAUUGAGUCAUCGCGGAAUUGGAUACGGAACGGGAUCGACUCGCUCGAAAUGGGACAUUGAGAGAACCGUUGAGGAGAAGCUCGCACGCGAAGAGCAUCUGACAUGGCUCCUCAACGCAUUCAACGCUUAUUUGGUAUCAUGGCCGCUGGGAGAUAGCCUUACUACUGUAAACGACACCUCAUUUAUCACACCGGGAACUGUCAAGCUUAUCGUCGAAUCGAAACUCAUCGGGAUUUUAGAAACAAAUUUGAGAAAUGAUAGUAUUUUUGAUGUCAUCGAGCAUAUGGAGCUCUACCAGUCCUUCAUGGAAACUGUUGCAUGUAUGGCUUCGAUCACAGAAUUCAUCCCAUAUCUGAUCAAGCCAUAUAAAGAGAACGCCAAAUCGAUCGCUAAGGAACUGAUCCCAGCGUUCCGAAAAACCGUUGCCGGAUAUGACGAUCGCUGGAAGAAUCAAAUGGGAUCAGCUGACUUCCGCAUGGCUGAUUUUGUCGCAAAGGUCGAAACACUGUCUGUGUUCAUAAUAAAUGCUGCUGAAAAGUAUGAAAGCACUCUUCCUGAGGACAAGCGCAUGACAUUUGGAACACGUGAAUCCGAGGAGGAUAGGAAAAGUAUCAUUAAUGUUCUUGCUGGCGAAACUGAUGCCGAUGAUGUUACUUAUCGGGAGAACAUGAAAGAGUUACAAUUAACUACCUAUAGAUUUUAUGGUGAUUUUGGUAAAUUGAUUGUUCCAUACUCGUUCAAGAAGGAUUCUAAGAAUAUUAAUCCAUUCUCUCCGGCGUUACGAGAUAGAACUAAGAGAAUUGCCAAAGAAUUGGCUUCAAUGGCUACUGCGCUACCGCUAAAUGCGAGCAAUAGCAUUUUCAUCACUGUCGAUGAGUCGCGAUGCGAUAUUAUAAAAGCACUUAUUUCCGGUCCAGAUGAUACUCCAUACGCGAAUGGGCUCUUCGAAUUCGACAUCUUCUUUCCCACUGGCUAUCCAUACUCUCCGCCAAAAUGCGCGUUUUUGACAACUGGCGCUGGAAAUGUUCGAUUCAAUCCAAAUUUAUACAAUGAUGGUAAAAUCUGCCUUUCGAUUCUUGGAACUUGGGAGGGAAGACCGGAGGAGAAAUGGAACGCUUAUUGUUCGCUCAUGCAGGUGUUGGUCAGCAUUCAGGGUUUGAUUUUUGUGAAAGAUCCAUAUUUCAAUGAGCCGGGAUUUGAGAAAUAUCAAGGAACUGACAAAGGGCAAGAUUAUUCCCGAAAGUAUAACAUGCAAAUCAAGCACGCAACAUUGAAUUAUGCGAUUAGGGAGCAAAUGAGAAAUCCGCCAGAAUACUUUAAAGAAGUUAUCCAAAAGCAUAUAUGGCAGAAACGUCACGCUAUAAGCAGUCAGGCGCAACAAUGGCUGGAUGAUCUUCGUCGCGAUAUUGCCGACGAAAAACACUUGAAAAAGAAGGAGACUAUCACGUUUGAAAGUGGAUGUAAUCCGUUCCAACAGGAGCGCAUCAUUCAGCAAUUGAUUCAAGAGAUUGAGAAAAUGGAGAACCCAUUCGAUCAAAGUAGUCAAUUUUAUUAA